UUGAAUGAUAUUAGAAAUGUGAAUCGCCCACUUUUGUCCUCUUUGCUGUCGUUCAUUCAUGGCGAGGCAGAUAAGAGUGUGGCCCCAGGCUCUGACAAGCCCUGCGAAGGUGUAGCUACAUCACUUCGCUUUCCUUCACAACCUGGGUCAUUCUCACCGAGUAAUUAUGGAAGCGAAGCUGGGCAAGCAGACGGACCAGAAUCUCCAGUAAAAACAUCCCCUGUUUCGGAGCGAAUAAAGGCACUUGAAGCUCUUGCUGCAAAAAAGAGAGAAUUCGACUUUAGAGGUGAUGGAAGUUUUACUCACUUCAGGGAUCGCCACCAAGAGAAAUCUUCCACAGGGAUCCCCAAACUUCCGCCAGAGACCUCCAAACCUCCACCCGAGACCUCCAAACCUCCACCCGAGACCUCCAAACCUCCACCCGAGACCCCCAAACCUCCACCCGAGACCCCCAGACCUCCGCCUGAGACCCCCAAACCUCCCAAUGAGAAAGUUGUUCCAUACACCGAGAAAGUUGUUCCAAAAACUGAGAAAAUGGGAAGCUCUGCUGAUCAGGAGUCACCAGAAUCACCCUUUGAGGAUCUUGGAGACAUGAGACAAGUAAGUGAGUUUGAAGAAACAGAAGAGUGGAUGAAGGCUCAUUUGCCUCCGGUGCUGGAUUUUGAUGCCGUAUGUUUGAGUAAAGACAGUAACAAUGCUGCAGUAAAGGACUUUGAUGAAGCUGACCCCCCUUCCGCGUUUGCCGGUGUCCCAGAUGCUUUUAUGGAUUCUCCUGUUGAAGCCCCAAAACAGGCAGAUGAAGCAAGUGGUGCACAACAGCAGCCUGAAGUUGAGGAGGAAUUUGAUAUAAGCUUUUUGCCGACAGCCUACGUGUGGAAUCAACAGGAAAAAUCUGGUGUUCAGGCUCCAUUUAAUUUGAGUUCAGCAAUUCCUCCUUCCUCCCCUCCAACUGGCUCUGACACUCAACAGAAUGUUCCGCAAGAAGAAAAAGUUUCUUGGGCUGGGGAUUCAGAACACCCAGAGCCAAGUGAAGCAGAUAGCUCAGGAGAGUCAGAUGACACUGUAAUUGAAGAUGGAGUCUCUGCUCCUGCGUCUUCACUCCCGCCAUCUAUUGAUUCCCUUAUUUCAAAUGAGGCUACCAGUAUCCCCACUUCUACAGCCACUGAACCUUCCUCUGCUGAGAAGGAGGUUCCUCCCCCGAGGUCUGAGAGGAAACUAAUGCAGGUUCCAACAAUAAAUGUUAUAGAGACAGAUGAGCCAAAUUACAGUGAUGAGGAGAUGGAAAUGGAAAUGGAAAUUGAGCCGGAGCCGGAGGAAGAUGAGGACUAUGAGGUGGUUAAAGAUCCAGCCACAGAAUCUUCCAAAGCAAUAGAACCAGAGCCAGAAAUUGGUCAGACUCCCAAAACACGGCCCUUAGAAACUGAAUUCAUGGAAGGCUAUUCACCUCCGUCAUCACCUGUGGAUUCUGAUGCUGAAUCGCCCGAACACAAGGUCCUUAAAAUGACAAAAGAAACGGGUCAUGAGCAGUCUCCCGCUAAAUCUGAGGUCCUACCUGAUCCAUCUGUUUCAAGAGACCCUACAUCUGGUUUUCCGCAAGAGCAAUCGAAUAAUUCACAUACAACUAAAAAUGAUGAAAACGAUAAGCCAACCCCUUUUGAACACAGAAAUGAAGAGGUGGACUUCCCAGACAAUGGCGAUGAGUGGUCCGAUGAAGUACAAGAUAUGCUAGUCAAACCUAGAGAGACUGAGCUUUCAUUUAAGCCACCAGCUCCUUACAGCCAAUCCAAAGAAGAUGAAAAGGGCAAUAGAACAGCAAAAGAAGCUUAUAUGGAAACCUCUCCAAUUUCUGUAAGCAGUUUCAUGCAGGACGAUAUUUAUGACCGACAAUCAUUUGAUUACGACUAUGAUUUAACCUCUCCUUUGGAUCAAGAGGAUGCUAAAGGGCUAAAUAACACCAAAGAGAGUUUUCUCUCUGAUCCCUCACAAAAUGAUAUUGCUGAAGACAGGCCAAGUCCAGACAGCACAAUUUCAUUGAAUGGGGAUGAGGCCGUCGGCAGUUUUUUGGGUCAAACGUCUCCCGAGGAAUAUCCUCAAAACCCGUAUUCCAGUUUCCAAACAGAGACACAAAGCAGUAUCAGCAAACAAGACUCCAUUAAGAAAGUGACUGCUGAAAUAGUUGCAGAUAACAUAGAAAACGGCAACUCCCCCCCAUCUCUUGAACCAGGCGCAACCACCCAACAGGAAAUGAGAGUGGAUCGCUCUGCCCCUGAAACAUCAACCAGCUUAGAUAGGCUCAACAGUGACAGUGUUGCUUCUGAACCUACAGAUAGUUUUGUUGAAUUUAUGAGAGAGUGCCUGAAGUCUAAGCAAGAUGUAGAAAAGGAUGAUGUUCUUCAAGACGGGCCCUUUAAGAGUGACCUUAGCAAAACUGGUUUCCUUCCCUCCCAAAACCCCCCAAGCAUGGUGACAGACUUCGAAGAAGAACUUACGAUCAGUGCUCUCAAAGAGUUGGGUAGCAGUCAAGAUGAAGAAGAGUUGAUUCUCCCGCUGUCAUCAGUUUCUGAGCAGAAUCAAGAGAACCCCGACGCUACAUCUUCACAGCCGUCUUCCUUCACCUCGGUUCCUCAUACUCCUUGUUCACAAAGCAGCUGUGUGCUCGACAACACGUAUUCCAAAGAGGUGGAAGCCAUUGACGAAUGGGUGGCUGAAGCCUACCAUCUUGCCGAGCAUGUCUUGACAGCAAUACUAACCCACUUCUCAGUUAAGGACCUGAUCCACUGGCGCGACCCCAAGAAGUCGGGCCUGGUGUUCGGCCUGUCCAUGCUGCUGCUGCUGUCGCUGGCCGCCUUCAGCGUCAUCAGCGUGGCCUCCUACCUGCUGCUCGCCCUGCUCUGCGUCACCAUCACCUUCCGCAUCUACAAGUCGGUCGUCCAGGCUGUGCAGAAGUCCAACGAAGGACACCCUUUCAAAGUCCUCAUCGAGAAGGAUGUCAGCAUCCCUCCAGAGACCUUCCGCAAGCACGUGGACGCCAGUCUGACCUACAUCAACCGGGCCCUGAAGCAGAUGAGCCGCCUCUUCCUGGUCGAGGACCUUGUGGACUCCCUGAAGGUGAGCAGCCGCAGCCUCAGCCACCGUCUCUCCGACUUUCUGAGCCUUCUCCCGCUGGCUGUGGUCAUGUGGCUGCUGACCUACGUCGGAGCAGUGUUUAACGGAAUCACCAUUCUCAUCCUGGCUGAUAUCCUGCUCUUCGCUGUGCCUCCCAUCUAUGAGAAGAAUAAGGUAGGUGUUAACCUCCGCACACACACACAGCCAAACACAAAAUGA
Molecule: messenger RNA, 3324 nt
Organism: Menidia menidia (Atlantic silverside)
Lineage: Eukaryota; Metazoa; Chordata; Actinopteri; Atheriniformes; Atherinopsidae
Source: the annotation of a GenBank genome assembly